This is a messenger RNA of Sabethes cyaneus, 981 nucleotides long. RefSeq lists its product as uncharacterized. Gene Ontology annotation, molecular function: protein binding. The coding region runs from base 79 to 825 and encodes 248 amino acids. NCBI's taxonomy places the organism in Eukaryota, Metazoa, Arthropoda, Insecta, Diptera, Culicidae. The record is from RefSeq and is a predicted model, not a curated record. Gene Ontology annotation, biological process: signal transduction. The transcript has 2 exons.
ACCAUUCUUACCUGUGCGCAAAUCCAACAGGAAUCUCACGUGCCGGAAACGGAAACUGAAUUUUAAAUCCUUACAAACAUGGCUACAUCGAUCACAAAAGAUCUCGCUAUAUACAAGCAACUGCGCAACGACUACUCGAACUUGAAGAUCUUGGCGAAUGCUUGCGACAUCGGGCAGGGCCAGUUUGAAAAAUGUAAAGAUGCAGUAAAAAUCGGAGUGAACUCAACGAGAAAGCUGUCGCGGGCUCAACGGUUGUGCGAUCUGCUUCGACUGUUGGAAACAAGAAACCUGCUAAGCAUGAUCAGCGUUGAACUACUCGUCCAGUUCGAUACUGCUCUAGGGGAUGCAAAAUAUUCGAAACAUUUAGAAAAUUACAGAUUCUUACUGAAGCAACACUACACGGCUGUUAGACGGUUGUACCUAGAAGAUCUUCGUCAUCGCGAUCGACGGACCUUACUGGAAAAGGAAAUUGAACGAGCCAAAUUGGGAGACCCAGAGUCGAGCAUUCCUGAGCAAAAGAAUGAACCCAGCAAGGGCCAAGAUGGCAGCUUCUCUGAGCACCGUCGAGCGAUCCAUCAACUGUUGAUCAAUGAAAUUGGUCGCGAUUGGAGUGCGCUGGGACGUCAUCUAAAGCUAAGUUCUGCGAAUUUGUUUGCAAUCGAGGAACGUCGGAUAAAAGAUGUAAAAGGCCGAAUUAGCGACAUUCUAGAGGAAGCCGAACAGAACUGCUCCGGUGAGCAGGCGUUUCUAGCUCUGCUUGGAGAGGCAUUAGUGAGCAUCAGAAGAAAAGAUUUAAAACGUAAAAUAGAUAAGAUGGUUAGCUGAUAAAGGGGGGGUUUCUUUUUUUAUGUGAACAGGAAGAGACUUCGUUCUAGAAAAGCAAGUAUAAUGAAUGGUUUUACAAAAUCAUUCAGUUUUGUUUAUAAUAAAAAUUAGGCAUAGAUAACUAUUAUUAUUGUGAAUUAUUAGUUGAUAAUCCGU